This is a messenger RNA of Vigna angularis (adzuki bean), 6316 nucleotides long. Its product is annotated as transcription initiation factor TFIID subunit 1. Bases 5052 to 6116 code for a protein of 354 amino acids. Gene Ontology annotation, cellular component: transcription factor TFIID complex. The record is from RefSeq and is a predicted model, not a curated record. Gene Ontology annotation, molecular function: histone acetyltransferase activity; RNA polymerase II general transcription initiation factor binding; TBP-class protein binding. Gene Ontology annotation, biological process: transcription by RNA polymerase II; RNA polymerase II preinitiation complex assembly. The transcript is spliced from 5 exons. Lineage: Eukaryota; Viridiplantae; Streptophyta; Magnoliopsida; Fabales; Fabaceae.
ACGCGCACUCUUACUCUCACGGAAACCCUAAACCCUAAACCCUAAAACCCUAAACUCUAAGCUUAACCUCCUUCACCAGUGCUAAGACCGGUCAACAAUUCAACAAAUGUCUAACCUCCCCUCUGAUACAACAAAGAGGUCCUUAUAUAGGCCUCUUUCCCCCCAAAACCCAUUAACUGUCUAGCAGUUAAUUCCCAACUGACUUAACUGUCUCAAAGUUAAGUCCAACUCCCUUAACGGUCUCCCCGUUACAUCUUCUGUUUCCCUUUUUUUUUCUCUCAUAAACCCUCCAUUCUCAACAACUUCACCUGUGUUUUAUUUGUACUGAAAUUCUUUCCCACACGGCAUAUGUUUAGUAGAGAAUAUCAUAUAGCAGAUCAUUGUCUUUUUGAAAGAAGAAAAUUCCGAACAUCUUAUGAGAAAUUCUGCCACUAUACUUUCUAUCACGCUGUAUUGUUGAUUGAAAUUUGUUGGAAAAUCACAAAAUUUUGUUUCUCACUUCUUAUUGAUGACUCUUCCCUAAUUUUGUGGUUUAUAGUUAUGAGAAAUAAAGAAGAUUGGGAGAAAAUAUCCCUUAUGUGUUUAGCAUACACAUAGGGUAGUUUAUUUAUAAUGUAAGAUAAGGGUUAAACCCUAAAUACAGAAUGGGCUAAGCCCAAUUAACAGAAACACACAACUUAACAUCUAACACUCCCCCUCAAGCUGGAGCAUAUAAAUCAUAUGUUCCAAGCUUGUUACAAAGAUAGUCAAUUCUAGGUCCUCGUAAGGACUUGGUGAAUAUGUCUGCCAACUGGUUGCUUGAGUUAACGAACUCAGUCUUGAUAUCUCCGGAUAUGAUUUUUUCUCUAAUAAAAUGACAAUCAACUUCAAUGUGCUUGGUUCUCUCAUGGAAGACAGGGUUAGAGCUAAUAUGAAGAGCAGCUUGAUUAUCACAUAUAAGUGUCAUGUGAGUGGCAUCUCCAAAUUUCAAUUCAUUAAGUAAUUGUUUAAGCCACACAAGCUCGCAAGUAGCAAAUGCCAUAGCUCUAUAUUCUGCUUCUGUGCUGGACCUUGCCACAACACUUUGCUUCUUACUUUUCCAAGAUAUCAGGUUGCCACCAAUAGAGACACAAUAUCCAGAAGUAGACCUCCUAUCAAAAGGGGAACCAGCCCAAUCAGCAUCUGAAUAGCAAACGAUUUUUGUAUCGUUGUUAGGGCCAUAUAGCAAACCUUUUCGGGGUGAUCUUUUAAUAUACUUCAGUAUGCGAACAACUGCAUCCCAAUGGUCUUCACAUGGGGAGUUUAGAAAUUGACUCACCACACUAACUGCAAAGGAAAUGUCAGGACGCGUAACAGUAAGAUAGUUUAAUUUACCAACUAAUCUUCUGUACCGUUCAGGAUCUGAAAAAGGCUCCCCCUGAUUUGGUAAGAGUUUGAUGUUAGGGUCCAUAGGUGUCUCAACAGAUUUACAGUUCAUUAACCCUGUUUCCUCCAAGAUGUCUAACGCAUACUUCCUCUGAGAUAUGACAAUACCAUCAUUGGAUUGUGCUACUUCAAUACCCAAAAAGUACCGGAGUUUGCCAAGAUCUUUGGUUUGAAAAUGAUGACAAAGGUGUUGUUUCAUCUGAGAGAUGUCGAGAUAGUCACUUCCUGUAAGAACAAUAUCAUCAACAUACACUAUUAAGUAAAUACAUCCAGCACUUGAGUGGCGAUAGAACACUGAAUGAUCCGCUUCACUGCGAGACAUACCAAAUUGUUGAACAACACAGCUAAAUUUACCAAACCAGGCCCGAGGAGAUUGUUUUAGGCCAUAUAAGGAUUUGCGAAGACGACAUACCAAUCCAGAUGACUCCUCCUGAGCAACAAAGCCAGGCGGUUGCUCCAUAUAAAUUUCUUCAUGCAAAUCACCAUUUAGGAAAGCAUUUUUGACAUCAAGUUGGUAAAGAGGCCAUUAUUGAAGAGCGGCCAUGGCAAUGAAUAGGCGAACAGAGGUCAUUUUUGCCACUGGAGAAAAAGUAUCACCAUAAUCCAAACCAAAAAUCUGUGUGUAGCCUUUGGCAACCAGUCGAGCUUUCAGACGAUCAAUUGUGCCAUCAGGGCCAACCUUGAUAGCAUACACCCACCUACAACCAACAACAGACUUUCCAGAUGGUAAUUGGACAAGCUCCCAAGUUCCACUUUUCUGUAAAGCACUUAAUUCAUCCAGCAUAGCUUGAUGCCAGCCAGGAUGACUUAAGGCAUCACCCACAGAUUUAGGAAUUGACACAGAAGAAAUGGAUGAGAGACAAGUGUAAAAAGAUGGAGAUAAUCUGUGGUAACUAAGAACAGUAUAAUGGGGGGAAGGGUUACGGGUAGAGCGUAUACCUUUACGGAGGGCAAUAGGCAAGUCAGACUCAGUUGCUGGAGCCGGAGGAGACACAAGAGGCGGCACUGGAAGUGAGUCAUGAGGGAGACAAUUGCGGCGACUAUAAACCUGAAGGGGUGGUGGUGAAGGACGAUCCUGUGGUGAAUGAGAGUCUAAAGAAGGAGACAAAAUGGGUGGAGCAUCACCAGGAGGAUCACAGAUAAGAGGAAUAUCAACAGUAACAGGGAGAGGUAUAGAACUAGAAGAUAAAUGUGUAAAGUAAAAAGAAGAUUCAUCAAAAGUGACAUCAGCAGAGAUAAAAUGACGAUUGAGGGAAGGGGAAAAACACUUAUAGCCCUUUUGUGACCGUGGAAAUCCUAAGAAGACACAUUUGUGAGACCUAGGAGAUAACUUAUCAAGACCAGGACUAAAAUCAUGAACAAAACAUGUAGACCCAAAAACUCUAAGAGGUAAUGGAUGUAGAGGGUCUUGAGGAAAUAAUAUAGAAUGAGGGAUUUUGUUUGCUAGGACGGAAGAUGGCAUGCGGUUGAUAAGAUAACAUGCCGUGAGAACAGCAUCACCCCAAAAACGUGAGGGUACUUGACCAUGAAUGAGAAGGGUACGAGUUGUUUCAAUAAGGUGUCUAUUCUUGCGCUCAACCACCCCAUUUUGUUGAGGGGUAUAAGCACAUGAGGUUUGGUGAAGAAUGCCAUGAGAAGCCAUAAAAUGUUUAAACUGUUGAGAAAGGUAUUCACGGCCAUUAUCACUACGUAAAGUGCGAAUAGAAACCCCAAACUGAGUUUUUAUUUCAUUGAAAAAAGUUUGAAAAAUAGAAAACAACUCAGAACGAUUCUUCAUGAGAAACAACAAAGUAUAUAUGGAAUAGUCAUCAAUAAAGGUAACAAAAUACUGAAAUCCUAAAGUUGACUUAACACGACUAGGUCCCCAAAUAUCAGAAUGAACCAAUGAAAAGGGGGAUGACGCUCGUUGUGAAACACUACGAGGAAAGGAACUACGAGUAUGUUUACCUAACUGACAAGACUCACAUGACAAACUUGAUAAUUUGGACAGACUCGGAACAAGUUGCUACAGUUUGGCAAGACUGGGAUGACCUAACUGAGCAUGAAGAAGGGAUGGUGACUCCAUGAUUACGCCAGCAUGUGGAGAAGGGCUGAGAUGAUAUAGGCCAUGAGACUCACAUCCUGUGCCAAUCAUGUGUUUCGAACUCCGGUCCUGCAACCAAACAUAAUCUUUGGUAAAUGAAAUAACACAAUUAAGGGAACGUGUUAGACGACUUACGGACAAUAAGUUAAAAGGAGACCCAGGGACAUAAAGUACAUUAUCAAUGGAUAUGGACGGAAAAAUAUGAACAGUACCAAUACCAUGAGAUGAGGCUCGAGACCCAUCAGCCAUCGUUACCGAGGGUAAAUUAACCGGACAUGACAAGGAAGAAAACAAGGACUUGGCGAGACCGACUCCGAUCACAUUUUGGACGUCCGUUACCGGGUUGGCGAGACCGACUCCGAUCAUCAAGUUGGGCAGCCAUGGAGACGGAGAAACCCUAAAAAUUCAAAAUGCUCUGAUUGACGCAACGACCACAGAUCCAGAAAGAAGGCGAGGGGGCGAUCACGGCAGUGUUGAUCGGCGGCGGAAAGCUCCGGCGACGCGGCGGCAGCGGCGACUCUUGCGGCGGCGCGUGGAGGCGCGUGAGAGGUCCGAUCGCCGCGAUCUUCGUACGACGGUGGUCGCCCGGCCGAGACGCUUCCGAUGGUGUGGUCGCCGGUCGAUUCUGGAACUCCGGCGGCGGCGACGGCGACUGCGACAAUAGCAGCAGUGAUGGGUGCCGGAGACCGUGGAGUUGGCUGGAACUAUUCCUGUGCUCUAGAUACCAUAUGAGAAAUAAAGAAGAUUGGGAGAAAAUAUCCCUUAUGUGUUUAGCAUACACAUAGGGUAGUUUAUUUAUAAUGUAAGAUAAGGGUUAAACCCUAAAUACAGAAUGGGCUAAGCCCAAUUAACAGAAACACACAACUUAACAUCUAACAAUAGUAUUGUAAAGGAAAAUGAUACUUCGACAACCAGUUUUGACAACAUUUUAACAUGGGCCACGUGUCAAAAUGUCAUUGGUGCACGUGUAAUUGGUUUUCAGAAAUUAAUUUGACGUGGAAAAUGAAGAUUCAGAGCGCGAGUUUGAAGUUGUGGGGUCAUUUGUGGUUUUCAGAAUUUGAAUUUUUAGGGUUUGGUAAAGAGAGAAACAGAAAGGUAGUGAGAUAGCACCGUGAGAGAGACUCCGUCUUCGUCUUCGUCGCACCCAGCCACCCUUCGAGGCGUUUGACGUCUGCAAUCGGCCAACGCGGUUGCUUGCUUGGAGUGCAAAGGUACUUUGGUGGCUGGUUCUUCGACUGUACUGGAGCAUUGCAGUGGUCGCCGAACCGUCGGCUGUGGUAAUAUUUCCUAACCGUAGACAGAGUCCGUCGACCUCUCUCCCUAGCCCGCCAUCGAGUCUUCUUUCGACUCCUUUGAUUCCGUCGAGCGUCGCGGUUUGUUGGCGACCUGAGUUCCGCCGGAGUUUCGCCGGCUUCCCGUGUUGUCCGAUUCCUUCACCGACGCGUUUUUGGCUGCCGCUAUUCCAAGAGGAGCCACCCACCCAGUCCGUCUUCUGUGUAAGGUCCUUGGCCUUUUGUUAGGGUUUUUUUUCCCCGUCGAUUGUACUUUGAUUGAAUUGGCGUAGAUGGAUUGCUCAAAAGAAGGAGGUUAUAAGAAUCAGGGUAAGGAAAAUAUUGAACGAAUGGAAAUUACUGGUGUUGGUGAUCCUUCUGGUCGAGGCAUGGGUUUCAGCUAUGCUCGGGCACCCCCAAAGGCACCAGUGUCUAGUGCAAUGGUGAAGAAGAAAGCAGCUGCUAACCGUGGAGGUUCCACUGUUACUGGUACAGAUGCUGAUCUGCGUAGAUUAAGCAUGGAGGCUGCACGAGAGGUUCUUCUUAAGUUCAAUGUUCCCGAGGAAGUCAUUGCUAAACAAACCAGGUGGCAUCGCAUUGCUAUGAUACGUAAACUUUCAAGUGAGCAAGCUGCAUCUGGGGUUAAGGUUGAUCCGACAACUAUCAGCAAAUAUGCUCGUGGCCAGCGAAUGUCCUUUCUUCAGUUACAGCAGCAGACUAGAGAAAAAUGCCAGGAGAUUUGGGAUCGACAAGUUCAGAGUCUGUCGGCUGUAAAUGCUGAUGAGAAUGAGAGUGAUUCGGAAGGUAAUAGUGAUCUGGAUUCUUUUGCUGGAGACCUGGAAAAUUUACUUGAUGCUGAGGAGUUUGAAGAGGGAGAAGAAGGUACAAAUGACUUAAAACGUGACAAGGGAGACGGUGUUAAGGGUCUUAAAAUGAGAAGACGCUCAACUUUGGCUCAGGCAGAGGAGGAAAUAGAAGAUGAAGCCGCUGAGGCUGCUGAAUUGUGCAGGUUGCUCAUGGAUGAUGAUGAAGCUGAUAGGAAGAAAAAGAAGAAAACUAAAGUAACUGGGGAAGAAACAAGAUUGGUAUCAAAGAUGCAAUCAAAAUUUGCCUUGGACAAUGCUGACCAAGUUAAGCAAAUAACAAAUAGUUUACAAUUAGAUGGAAAUAUUCCCUUGAAAGAGGACACGAUUACAGAUCUUAGGGAGUUUUGGCAGGAGGAAAAUUUUGGUGCCAAAAAAAGUAAAUCACUGAAGGUCAAUAAAGCCAAGAAGAAUGAUAUUGCACCUAUUUCUCUUCCCAAUAAAAAAAUCAAAUUAAAUAUGGGAGAAGGAAUUAAGGUAAGUGAUCGAAUUUAAUCUGUUUCAUCACUCUCCUUUUUCUUCCUCAAAAAACCAGAAUAGCAGCAGUUAUGGACGACAUCUUUACUAUUAGUAAAGAAAAUACUUUAGUAGUGUACUUUUAAGUUUUUUUAUAAUUAAUCUUUUAAUUAUCCUUUGAUCGAAUCCGAUUCUUUAAUUUUUGUAAUUGCCUCAAUUACUUUUUUUUUAACUUUGAA